Molecule: messenger RNA, 1107 nt
Organism: Mercenaria mercenaria
Lineage: Eukaryota; Metazoa; Mollusca; Bivalvia; Venerida; Veneridae
Exons: 1
Coding region: 1-1107 (368 amino acids)
Source: RefSeq, a predicted model, not a curated record
AUGGCAAACCAAAAUAAUAAACGACUGCAUUCGGAAACAGACUCGGACAUGGAAGGUGAGAGAAAUUCUCACCGACCUUUCACAACUAAUUCGGCAUUUCCACGAUUUCUCCUUAUUCAAUCGGUUGAGGACUAUUUUAAAAUGACAAGUUUUUUACCUUUCGUCAUAGAAAAAACACUCGAGAGUAUAGCCGGAACGCCAAAAUCUGUGAAGAAAUUACGGACAGGAGAUCUUUCGGUUGAAAUUGAAAAGGCUGCACAUGCACAGAAUCUGCUCAAAAUGACAAACUUUUUCGGCCACCCAUGCAAGUGCAUUGCACACCGUACUCUGAACUCCUCAAGGGGGGUUAUUCGUUGCCCUGAUCUUGCUGGGGUACCAGAGACGGAGAUUGUGCAAGGCCUUGCUGAACAACAUGUUACAGCUGCUAGACGCGUGAAAAUCAAACGAGAUGGAAAAGAAAUCAUAACUAACACUAUCAUUCUUACAUUCGGCAUCCCAUUCCUUCCUAGUUCUGUAAAAGUAGGUUAUCUUCAAACAAAGGUCACCCAAUAUAUACCAAAUCCCCUCCAAUGCUAUAACUGCUUUAAAUUUGGACACAACGAAUCAAACUGCAAAGGAGAUUUCAUUUGUCACAAAUGCAAACAAAACGGUUUCUCUCAUGAGCCAGACAGGUGCAAGGGUCCAUUGUGUUGUGUGAAUUGCGGCGAGGAACAUUCAGCCAGGUCUCGCGACUGCAAGACAUGGAGGAUUGAAAAGGAGGUCCUCAAUGUCAAGUUCACACAGGGCAUUGGAUUCCCUGAAGCCAGACGAAUCGCAACUGCUAAGUUCAUGCCUCCAUCAUUGACAACAACAUAUUCUUCAAUUACAAAAUCAAAUGCACCAAAAUCAACAACGUUUUUUGACGCGUCUACGCAAACUGAUUCUGUGCCUGUCCAAGAUUUACCAAAGGAAAAGCCGAAAGUAUCAGAAAAACCUUCGCUGACACCACAAGCUCCAAAGGCAGCUGCUAAACCAACACUGCCACCAGUUGUACAAAAUGUACCAAAGUAUUCAAGCACGCCAUCAUCACGACAAAACGUUAUACCAGUUCCAAUCAACGUGGGGUGA